AUGAUUGCCAUAGGUGGAUCAAUUGGUACUGGUCUCUUUGUUGGUUCAGGUUCUGCACUUGCGUCUGGAGGUCCUGCUGCACUUAUUCUUGAUUUUGGCAUAAUCGGUAUCAUGCUUUUCAACGUUUGUAUGGCACUUGGAGAGCUAGCUGUGACUUUUCCUGUCUCUGGCUCAUUCGCCAUAUAUAGUUCUCGUUUUCUCGAUCCUGCUUGGGGAUUUGCUAUGGGUUGGAAUUAUGCUUUGAACUGGCUGGUUGUUAUGCCACUUGAAAUAACAGCCGCUGGACUUGUGAUAAACUAUUGGACAACGUCGAUUAAUGUUGGCGUAUGGAUCACAAUUUUUCUUGUCGCGCUUUUUAUUAUCAACCUCUUUGGUGUUCGAGGCUACGGCGAAGUCGAAUUCUAUAUGUCUAUCAUUAAAGUGAUUGCUGUUCUCGGUUUUAUCGUUCUUGGCAUUGUCCUAGCAGCGGGAGGUGGCCCAAAUCAUCAGUAUUUAGGCGGCAAAUAUUGGCAUAAUCCUGGUCCUUUUGCCAACGGAUUCAAAGGAGUAUGUACUGUCUUUGUCACUGCUGCUUUUGCUUUUUCGGGCACGGAACUGGUUGGAUUAGCAGCAGCCGAAGCAGCAAAUCCUCGAACGACCAUUCCUCGAGCAACAAAGCAAGUAUUUUGGAGAAUAACGAUUUUCUAUAUUGUGUCGUUGACACUUAUUGGUUGUUUGGUGCCUUAUACAUCUCCACGACUUCUCAAUGGAUUAUCAAGCUAUGAUGCAUCUGCAUCACCUUUCGUAAUUGCUAUUGAAGAUGCAGGCAUCAAAGUGUUACCUUCUAUAUUUAAUGCCGUUAUUCUUUGUGCUGUGCUCUCAGUGGGUAAUUCUUCUGUCUAUGGAGCAUCACGAACUCUAUGUGCACUUGCUGAAUGUGGUCAAGCUCCGAAGAUAUUCGCUUAUGUCGAUCGUAAAGGUCGCCCACUCUUUGCCAUUGCUCUAUCGAUGCUCCUAGGACUUAUCGCUUACAUCAACUGUGCAAAAGUUGGCCCUGCGGCAAUGAGUUUUGAUGAAUUGUGUUUUUAUUAA
Messenger RNA from Rotaria sp. Silwood1, 1071 nucleotides. Lineage: Eukaryota; Metazoa; Rotifera; Eurotatoria; Philodinida; Philodinidae. The record is from the annotation of a GenBank genome assembly.